Messenger RNA from Dermacentor silvarum, 1160 nucleotides. Its product is annotated as serine protease inhibitor 42Dd. The record is from RefSeq and is a predicted model, not a curated record. The coding region runs from base 12 to 1154 and encodes 380 amino acids. Gene Ontology annotation, molecular function: serine-type endopeptidase inhibitor activity. NCBI's taxonomy places the organism in Eukaryota, Metazoa, Arthropoda, Arachnida, Ixodida, Ixodidae. The transcript has a single exon.
UGGCGUCACCAAUGCUCGGCGCCUGCUUGCUCAGAUUCGCCGUAAGCUUGCACUGGCAGCUACGUGCCGAACACAAGCACGAAAACAUCCUCAGCUCCCCGUUCAGCAUAAGCACCACCCUUUUGAUGACCGUGUUCGGCGCCGGCGGCAACACUGCAAAGCAACUUUUCGGCGCUCUUCACCUCAAAGAAUGCGGUGACGACAAAAUAGACGAGAACUUCUCGAGUUUUCUAAACGGCGUGUCGAGCUAUGGCCCAAAUGUAUCCUUCCACAUGGCAAACGGUAUGUAUGUCGAUCGAGAGAUUAAGGUCCGUAAUCAAUAUCGGUUGCUUCUGAACACAUUUUAUAAGGCAAACAUCGAAUCGGUGGACUUUCGUAAGAACCCGGAGGCAGCCAGAGGUGAGGCCAACGCUUGGGUCUUCAAACAAACUGCGUCCAAGAUCAAAAACCUGCUUCCCUCCGGUAGCGUCAACAACGCUACAGUCUUCAUGCUGGUAAACGCAUUAUACUUCAAGGGUGUCUGGGAAUCGCCUUUCAAAGCAUCCUAUUCGAAACCUGGGAACUUUUCCGUCAGCCUCAAGAAGGACGUUGAAGUCACCAUGAUGCGCCAGGAGGGAAAGUUCAAAUUUGCCUAUGUUGACGACUUGAGUUCAAUCGCCGUGGAACUGCCGUACAAAGGAGGAAAGUGUUCGAUGAUAAUCUUCCUUCCGUACGAACUGGAAGGCCUGGAAUUCGUAGAGAAAAAACUGUCGGAGCCCCUGCUUCUCUCGGCAUUUGCACAGCUCUCCUUAGGCGACGUGAGACUAACCCUGCCCAAAUUUAAGCUUGAUCUUCGUGAAAAUCUCAAGCAUACCCUCGAAGGUCUCGGCGUUAAAGAUUUGUUCACGCCGAAAACCGCGGAUCUCUCUGGUAUCUUUGAGACCGGCAAGCCCUGGGUGUCUGAAAUCUUUCACGAGGCGUUCCUCCAAGUGGACGAGGACGGCACGGAGGCUGCCGCCGCUACGGCUGAGGUCGGCUACAAUAGCGCCCCGCCUGAACCAGGUUUAUUGACAGAAAUUGAGGUGGAUCAUCCGUUCCUGUUUGUGAUCAAGGACAACGAUCAGGACCUUCUAUUGUUCAUGGGAUCAUUUGUGGAGCCUGCCAACAAGAAAUAGCGUGCC